Molecule: messenger RNA, 1014 nt
Organism: Sporisorium graminicola
Lineage: Eukaryota; Fungi; Basidiomycota; Ustilaginomycetes; Ustilaginales; Ustilaginaceae
Exons: 1
Coding region: 1-1014 (337 amino acids)
Molecular function (GO): catalytic activity
Source: RefSeq, a predicted model, not a curated record
AUGACAAGCAUCAACGACGAAGUCAUCCUUUGCUGCGUGCAGGACAGCCCUAUAUCUUUCGACCUGCAAGCGUCGCUCGACAAGCUCAGCAAGCUGGCGCAAGAAGCGGCAACCAAAGCUCGUGCAGCUGCGUCUUCGCCUUCCACUCCCAUCGUCGUUCUCUUUCCCGAAGCUUUCCUAAGCGCCUAUCCUCGAGGCCUAGACUUUGGAGCCAAGAUUGGACACCGGACCGCCGAGGGACGAAGCUGGUUUGCACGCUACCAUGCUUCAUCUGUGCCAGUGUGCAAUACGGAAGGGCCGGAGAUGACCACCAUCCGGAACGCGGCCAAGGACAACGGCAUCACGUUGGUGGUGGGUGUAAUCGAGCGAUGCGAUGCACCGGAGACGGGAAAGAAGAGACAAGAGUAUGGCAGUAGCGUCGCAGGCGGAACAGGCACCAUCUACUGUACCGCUCUCACGAUUUCAGAGACGGGGGAGGUGCUGGCUUCGCACAGGAAGCUAAUGCCUACCGGCACCGAGCGGUUGGUCUGGGGCCAAGGCGAUGGCCAGGGCAUUCGAGUCGCUCGCACUCGAGCUGGAGCCGUCGGUAGCGUCAUCUGCUGGGAAAACUACAUGCCGCUUCUACGCACCGCCAUGUACGAGCGCGGAGUUGAGAUCUACUGCGCUCCAACUGCCGACAGCAGACCCACAUGGACGUCGAGCAUGCAGCACAUCGCCAUGGAAGGUAGAUGCUACGUCAUCUCUUGCAACCAGUUCAACACGCGGUCCGAUUACCCCCAGGACUAUCCGGCACUCAACGAUCUCAAAGCGGAUGAGGUGGUCACACGAGGUGGCAGUGUCAUUGUGGGCCCCCUUGGCGACAUUCUUGCGGGACCGCUGUUCGACGAAGCAGGCAUCUUGGUGGCCAAGGUGAAGAAGAGCGAGCUGGUCGAAGCAAAGAUGGACUUUGACGUUGCAGGACAUUAUGCACGCAACGACAUCCUGCGCCUGCAAGUCAACGACCAGAGCAGCUGA